GUCAUAUUGAAUAUUUCUGUCAAAAUAAACGCCUUUCGUAGAGAAGCUAAGAAAAUUUAUUAUUUGAAAUUGGAUAAAAUUCAAAUAUUUAGCCAUGAAUGUCGAGGAUAUUAAGCUUGAAAGGGCGCGACAGAGGCGUCGCUCUCUCUACAGGUUCCGAGCCAUUGUGCGACUCGUAAUUCUAAAUCGCCAUUGGCUGGAAGAAAUGGAAGAUCAAAAAUUGGGUCCCAACAUCAAACGGAACAUUGCAUUGAUCACAAGACGUAAGGGAAAUAAAGGGAUCUUAUCCAUAACUGAAAAAUCAAUUCUGAAGAAGGAACCUGAAAACCGCACCCCUGCAGAACGCCGCCGAUUAGUGAUAGCAAUAUCGUCCCUAAAGUGUUUCGCUAGAUAUCCUCCACGAGUUCGCAGUCGUUUAGCCCGGGUUUGCUUCUACUUGUUUUUCGAGGCCGGCAAAGUUAUUGUGAAGGAAGGACAUCCACCUGGUGCAAUGUAUUUCAUAUUGGAUGGCGAGAUUGCAGUUACUAAAAUGCAGCUUGAUACAGAAACUAAGGAAUAUGUAGAUAGUCCAGUUGGGAUGAUGCAACCAGGCGACACGUUUGGCGAAGUUGCUUUAUUGGAUAAAUCAGAGCGGACGGCCACAUGCACCGCCAGCACCAACGUGGAGUUGCUUUGCAUUUUCUCUUCCGAUUUUGAUAAAAUUCUCCGCGAAACACUGAAGUCGCAAUGGGACCAAAUAGUCACUGCUGUAAGCCGAUUCGAUGUCUUCAAAGACUGGACCAAAGCUCAGAUACGUGAAUGCUGCAUCCUGUCGAAAAUUAAGGAGUACGACCCACAUCAAAUGGUUUACUACGAGGAUAAAGGACUACUGAAUUUUGUUCAUUUCAUCCUGAGUGGUCAGUGCACCAUUUUACAAUGUCUGAAAGUGCAGGCGCAAAGAGUGGAGAAAAACGAAAAGAGGUAUACCCUUUCGAACCUAGUCUUGAAGAAGUCGGACUCACAUGAAAUCAUGGAACAGAUCAACCAAACCGCGAAAGACUAUUACACGAGGACUCAGUCGGGGGGUGUAGCAAAUGAGAUAAGAAGGUUCGAUCUGGAACAUGUGUUUCAACCGUCAGCCCCUGUCCCAUCAAAGAAGGGAUCUCUUCGAAUAUCAACCAACAUACCAGUAGAGGAAUUGUAUGAUACCCGUUUAUUAUCAAAGGUGAACGAUCAGCUUAUUACGGAUCUUUUCGAAACAAAUGAGGAAGAACAAUUGAAGAAGAACGAGGUCAUUGAAUAUCAUUUCAUAGAAGUUGGUACCUUAACAUGUGGCGCAAUUUUCGGACUCGGCGAGCGGAUGGAACACCGAAUGAUAAUGGCGAAAUCAACAGUCCAAUGUCUACUCAUACCUCGAUUUUGGCUUCUACAAAAAGCACAAAAUAUAGCGAAUAUAUGGCGACGUACGGAAAUGUAUUUGGAAACCAUAAUACCAUCUCGCGAUGUUUUGUUUGAAAACUUUAAAGCUAGUCGAAAGUGGAGAAAAUACAAGAAGUCCCUAAUUAACAGUUUGGUUGAACAGAAGCCCAGCGUGAAUACCACGAAGAUCGAAGAUAUUCCAAUAAUUUGUCGAAUUGUUGAAGCUGAUUAGGAUGGUUGAAGAUUUUUGUAAUA
Messenger RNA from Hermetia illucens (black soldier fly), 1653 nucleotides. RefSeq lists its product as uncharacterized. Lineage: Eukaryota; Metazoa; Arthropoda; Insecta; Diptera; Stratiomyidae. The record is from RefSeq and is a predicted model, not a curated record. The transcript is spliced from 9 exons. Bases 95 to 1630 code for a protein of 511 amino acids.